Messenger RNA from Paramecium primaurelia, 321 nucleotides. The record is from the annotation of a GenBank genome assembly. Lineage: Eukaryota; Ciliophora; Oligohymenophorea; Peniculida; Parameciidae.
AUGGUUUCAUCUGUCAAUGGUUUUAUUGCUAAACAAAAACAUAUAAAUAAUGAUUUCUUAUGGAAAAAAAUAUUCAUAAAUAAGAUAAUUUAUUUCUAAAUGAAACUUUUAUUAUUGGCUCUUAAUCUUUCAAAUGAACAUUACAAUUAUAUUAAUUUAAAAGAAAAAUACUUUGUAACUCUCUUCAAUUAAGUUACAUCAAGAUUGUAAUAAAUUCUCUAAACAAAAAAUGAUCAAAUGCUUAUUGAUUAUUCUUAAUAUCUAUAGAAGAUGUAUUUAAUUGGAUUAAAAAGGAUACAUUUACACUCUAAUUGUAGUUGA